This is a messenger RNA of Radiomyces spectabilis, 744 nucleotides long. RefSeq lists its product as uncharacterized. Gene Ontology annotation, biological process: mitotic spindle organization. Lineage: Eukaryota; Fungi; Mucoromycota; Mucoromycetes; Mucorales; Radiomycetaceae. The transcript has 3 exons. The record is from RefSeq and is a predicted model, not a curated record. Gene Ontology annotation, cellular component: dynactin complex; cytoplasm. Bases 1 to 744 code for a protein of 247 amino acids.
AUGUCCUUGUCCAGUCCGAAAUCCGAGAAUGACGAUACCGUCGUUGUUGACACUGAUGAAAAGGGCGAUGUUGUUACUUAUGAGCUUUUUUACAGCCCUCAAACAGCCAAAAUGCAUAAAGAGAACCAGGUCUCCGAUUUUGAUGAACGUAUUGCUAGAAUAGAGAAAUUAGUUGGCACCAGUGCUGGACAGGGCCUAGACAACAUGCCUCCCACCUUGGCCGCCUCGUCGCUUAUCAGCGCUAUUACCAAACUAGAACAACAGAUUACUAUUUUAUCCCAACCGAGACAUCUUGAAGCCGUGGCUCGAAGAGUCAAAGUUCUGAGUAGCGAAAUGGAUCGAUUGAAUGAAGUCAAGUCAGGCCGCAAGGAUCUUUCGACGUCAGUUGGCUUUGGCCUUUCCUCAGGCACCUCCGCUUAUUCAGCCGGCCUCACCGGGUUAUCAGCCUCUCCUGCUGCAAACGAUACCAGUAACAAAGAGAAUGCACCGCUUUCUAAUGAAGCAGAGAACAAGGUCAACCAGUUGUUCAGCACGAUGGAGAAGAUCGAUCCCUUGAUCCAUUUGACGCCAGCUCUGUUAACUCGUCUCAAGGCGCUUCAAGGAUUGCAUACAGAAGCUGCCACUUUUGGACGUUCGAUCAAGAUUAUUUCCACUGAACAAACUCGAAUGGCAGAAGAACUCAAGAGCCUGGAAACAACCUGCGAAACGGUAAGUCACAAAUCUUGGGAAUUGAAACCACUGUGA